GUGAGUUAAUAGAAUAUUGAUAAUGAAUUAAUAAUAUUAAUAAACAGCAAUAAUAAAUUAUUAUUUUUAUCUAUUACAUUCUUAUAUUUAGAAUUUGGAUUUGAUAUAUAGAGUAUUCAAUUUUGACAAUUAAUAUAAUUUUUUUUUGUUUAUCAUCUUGAUAACACACAAUCAUAUCUUAUGAUAUGUUAUUCUUAUUGAAGCUAGUUUUUCAUCAAAAAUUAAAAUAUAUAUGAUUAUAUAUGAUAUAUAUAAUUUAUUAUAUAUAAUUUUUAUUAAUUUUGUGACAUUUUUUAAUUUCCUCAGUUACUUCUAAAAGUAUUGAUGUUUCGUAACUUUAUUGUUUAAUCUCAAGUAUAUAUUUUAAUAUUUUUUUAUUUAUUGUAACAAAUAUUUUAUGUUACAGAUUUAAAACUUAUGGCAAUUUAUUCGAUAAUUUUAUUUAAAAAACCAACUUAGAUUGUUUGAAGAUAAAGAAAGAAUAAUCUAAGAAGAUGAUCAAACAAUUUUAAUUCGUGAAUAAACAUGUCAUAUUUUUAUAAGAUACGAGGUGCAUUCCUUGCGGGAGAAUAGCCUGCUUCGCACCACUUGAAGAUUCAUGAAUAAAGGAAAUAGUCUUGAGACAUUUUAAUAUAUGUGCUGAGGACAUGCACUUGUUUGCACGUCGCGAAUGGUUCUGAAUCUGUCUUUCUUGAGAUAUUCCACCAUUGACACGGUUUAUUUAAGACAACUUCUAUUCUUCGUGUGCAGACUAGACUCUGAAGAGAAUUUUAUUUUUCCGUUUUACCUUUUCGGCUCACUGGUAGACAGGUGCGAUUCAGGAAAAGCGCGUUGUGCGCGUGGGAGAAGAGUUGGAAGUUCCACCGGUGGGGCUCCAACGGCGUGGUCUAAUUGGCCAACAUGCGAGGUGUUCGCCUCUAAGUGUCGCGAGUACGUCCGUGUUUGUAACAGUGUCAGAGUGACCGUCGCACUGGUUGUUACACGCGGAACAGGACAGACGCCGAUUUUUCGGACGGAGCUUUCUUCUUUGGAAACCCUUCAGUGCCGGCAGACUUCCUCGCCGAUUGCCUUCGUCAUAAGUGGCAACAUGGUCGAGAAUGCUAUGACUCUGGAUCGAAAAAAAUCGGAGAUCAAGAAACCCGAGGUCUUCGAUGUGGAAAUUCCAGCUUCUACAGUUCGAUUUGGGAAACGUCACAUGGUGACUUUUAUGAUAUUCCUUGGUAUGGCAAACGCCUACAUAAUGAGAACCAAUAUGUCUGUGGCUAUCGUUGCAAUGGUUAAUCAUACAGCUAUCAAGAGCAAUGAUGGAGAGAUACAAGUCGAGAAUGAAUGCGGAGAAUAUGUCUCCAAUGAAACUGAAGCUGCUAAGCGCAGCGCUGAUGGACCAUUUGUGUGGGACAACAAAGAACAAGGCUAUCUCUUAAGUUCAUUCUUCUGGGGUUAUGUUAUAACACAGAUACCAUUCGGUAUACUUGCCAAACGUUACGGUGCCAAAUACUUCCUUGGGAUCGGCAUGCUGAUAAAUUCAGUUUUUGGAUUGCUUGUUCCAAUAUCUGCAUACUGGGGAUAUUGGCCGCUGGUAGUUGUUCGUUUCAUUCAGGGUUUAGGAGAGGGUCCUAUUGUGCCUUGCACGCACGCAUUGCUGGCGAAGUGGAUACCACCUAACGAACGGAGCAGGAUGGGUGCCUUUGUCUAUGCCGGUGCACAAUUCGGCACAGUAAUAUCUAUGCCGUUAAGCGGUUUAUUGGCCGAUUGGGAAUUAGUAGGUGGCUGGCCAUCUAUUUUCUACGUGUUUGGUAUUAUCGGUACCAUCUGGUGCAUAGCGUUUCUCAUAUGGGUCUAUGAGGAUCCGGAGCAACAUCCAAGCAUCACAGAAGACGAGAAGAAACUCAUACUCAGUUCUCUUUGGGGUAGUACCGGCAUAUCUUCAUCACCUCCUGUACCAUGGAAAGCGAUUGCAACUUCGCUAUCAUUUUGGGCUAUCUUGAUGGCACAUAUGGGUCAGAAUUAUGGAUAUGAAACAUUGAUGACUCAGCUUCCAACAUUUAUGAAACAGAUUCUCCACUUUAGUAUCCAAGCAAAUGGCCUCUAUUCGGCACUUCCAUAUUUAGCCAUGUGGAUUUUUUCCAUGCUUAUCUCUCACAUCGCCGAUUGGAUGAUCUCUUCAGAAAGAUUUACCCACACUACGACUCGUAAAAUUGUUAACAGCAUUGGCCAGUUUGGACCAGCCUUGGCAUUGAUUGGUGCCUCGUAUACCGGUUGCAAUGCUUUAGUAACAGUAAUCGUCAUUACAAUAGGAGUGGGUCUAAAUGGUGCUAUUUAUUCCGGUUUUAAAGUAAAUCAUCUCGACAUCUCUCCAAGGUUUGCUGGGAUUUUAAUGUCCUUUACAAAUUGUAUCGCCAAUCUCGCUGGACUUCUCGCACCAAUUACCGUUGGAGAAGUUAUUGCUACAUCGCCAUCGCAAGCAAAAUGGAGAAUUGUGUUUAUGAUCUGCGCUGGUAUUUAUAUCUUUUGUGCAACAUUUUAUAUAAUUUUUGGUUCUGGUCAAAGACAAAAAUGGGACAAUCCAGAUAAGGAUGACGAUAAGAACGAGAAAAAUCAACUGGACAGUGUAAGAAUCGUGAACGAGACUCAACAUUGACAAUUGAAUAUUUUUAUCGAUAAGAUCAGUGAUGCGAAGAAAUCGACACUGACGACGUGACGAUUGUAUUGGUCAUUUCAUUUAUGCACAUUCAUUCCCUCCCUAUAUUAUUUAGUCAUUUGAAACAAGCAAGUACAUUAAGACAUUUAAAUUAAUCUUACAAUUAUAUUUGUAUUUUUUUUUUUUAGGUGAAGAUGUAAAAUUUUUCAUGAUAAUUGUCACGAUUCGCAUUGUAGCUCUUCAUAUUUUUGUACUGAAUUGCAAAAGUUGUAAAUUAAUUAAUCAAAACAAUUGUAAAUUAAUUGCUUUAAUAUUAAAUCGUGUGUUUUGUGUGAAAGACAAUUUGUAAGCGUGUAAGAGAAUGAAAGAGAGGGAGGGAGAGAAAAAUAUAUGUAGAAUAUACUCAUAUCCAAGCUAUUGUUAUAAGCUUCGGUCGCGUCACACACACAUUUAUUGUAUUUUAUAAUUUACCAAUUUUUACAUAAUAAUUUCGCGUAUUAUGUAAAAUUAGAAAGUCGCACUUUAAAAACUAGCAUGUUGGAGAAACGAUGGAAAAGUUGAUUCUCAAAAGGAAUUUAAAAAAAUGAAAACUAUUACUUGCAGAUAAAAAUUUUCAUAAACUUGCCGAAAAUGUCAUGACAACAAUUAAAGUAGAUAUGAUUUUAACAUAUAAAAACCGUUUACAAAAUUGUUUUUUAAUUGCAUAUCAAAAUUAUCUAUAUGAUUAAGUUACUAAAUUACAUAUUGCUAUUUCUCAAAUAUGUGGAUUGUUUGAUAAAUUUAAUAAAUUUUUUGUGAAAUAAUACCAUCAUUUAUUUGUUGAUGUGACAUAGAAAGUUCUAUUCUUCAAACUCCCUAGAUCAAAUUUCAACCAAAAGUAGUAAUGCGUGGUUUACGUUCGGUAAUUUUUUGAAGCAAAUGGUUGCCACAAAAAUGGAAUUUCUUUCCAUUCGAACCAAGUCCGAUUUUCAAAUUUGGGAACAAGAAGAAAUCGCACGAGAUUAAAUCUAGGGAAUAGUAGAUAAGAAAUUAAUCAGAAAUCCAAUUCAUAUAAUUAUUAACCAUUGUGAGGGUUAGAAUUCGUUUUUUCUAUUUUCGUGGCAACUAUUAAACUGCUCGCUUCAAAUGGUUACCGAAACAAUGCGUCAUGUUUUACUGAAAUUUGGUCUGGGGAGUCUGAAGAGUGAAACUUUCCAGACAUUAUAUCAACAAAUAUAUGCUCGCGCCAUUGUGUAUAAAUUUACCGAUCUAUCAAACGACCUUCGUAUACAAUUGAGAGAGAAACAGAUUAAAAUUCUUAGACGCGAUGUCAAAUUGAUUUGUAAUAUGCAAUAUUGCUAUUCGCGUAAUUCUAAUUUUAAUAGUAUACUAUUGAACUUUCUAUUAAUUCAAACAUCUUUGCAGUUGUUUCACAUUCGAAUAAAAUUUAUUAAGUCGGUUUUCCACUUUAUUUUUAAUUACACUUUUUGCUAUUUUUGUAAAAUAGGAUAUGAAUGUAAAAUUUGUACAAUUUUACAUUUUAAUUUAAUUAGAUUUAUUAUGAUCAUGCUAGAAAAGGAUAUGUUGUAGUUUCCUAAUGCUUAUUUUCAAGACAGAUUUCAUAUUUGUCACUUGAUAAACUUGUGGCAGCAGUAUUAGAGCAAAGAUCCUCAUUCAUUUUUCUUUAAUACAUCACUUUUUAUUACAACUACUGCCAUUUUGUAUUGUGUGUGUGUGUGUGUGUGUGGUCUGGGCAAAAUAGGUGAUCGUAACGACAAAUCCAAGUCGUGACUAAGAUUAAAUCAAAGAUCUUCACCUAUAAUCCAGGCGUUGUAAACAGCGAUAUAUACAAUACAACAAUGGUGUUUAUAUAUAUUGUAGAUAUUCGCAUGUAAGAACCCUAUUAAGUUAUAGAUAUUAGAUGAGUUAUUGCUCGUAGUUAUUUAUAUAGCGUUCAUGAAGAACAGAUCAUUACCUCCAUCCUACUAAAAUAGAAAUUGUCAAACUGAAUGGUUUCGUUCUUGUGUAGUAGAAUGCAUUUUUUUCAUAAUUUAUAAGUCUCUCUUUUUUUUAAGCUGCACAAACUAAAUAAUAAUUCUAACGACAAUUGUAGCUUCUUUCUCUGCACAGUCUCAAGUAUCGAGGCCAUUUAUUUUGUAAUCUACAUUAUUGUUGAUUACUAUCUGAUGAAAUACGCACAAGACACUUGUGAGCAUAAGUCUGAAACAAUUGUCUGAAUUAAAUUAGAGGAAUUAUUAUAAUAAAUAACAGUGUAGUGAAAACAUUUGUUAGAUCAUUCAUCUUGCGAUUUUAUACAAAAACUUUAGAAGUAAGUUUAGAUAACAGCGUACAUUAGUAGAAGAGAUGAAAAUCUAUGCAGGCGUUCUGUAAUCGUGUAUCUAAAUGUGCCUUUGAUAAGUAGCGCGUUUGUUUUCCUUUUUAUAAACAAUAUCCUAAAAUAAAUCCUCACAUUACUCUAACAAGAAAAAUACUAAAAUUUGCGAACAUUAUUUGUAACUCUUACAAGUAUGCAAAUAAAUUGCACAAAUAUAAACUUGAAAAAUGUCAAUCAAAAAUAUCAAUUGCAAAUUACUUUGUAACGCGAUUAAUACAAUUAUGAAUGUAAACCGUUUAGAAAAUAAAUUUGACAGAAAAUAUAACGAGGAAGUUAACCAGGAUAAAAACGCUAGAUGAUAAACUAAUUUAACACAAAAUUUCACAAACCUAUAUUUUUAUACAAAUAUUUAUACAUAAUGUAUAUAAGACGAUACACGAUGUUACAACAUUAAACAUAUUUUUAUUGUUGGGAUUGUAAAACAUGUGAUAAUAGAACUGCAAGUAAAUAAAAAAUAAGAUAAAGGCGUUA
Messenger RNA from Monomorium pharaonis (pharaoh ant), 5486 nucleotides. It is a transcript of the gene Picot, whose product is annotated as putative inorganic phosphate cotransporter. Lineage: Eukaryota; Metazoa; Arthropoda; Insecta; Hymenoptera; Formicidae. The record is from RefSeq and is a predicted model, not a curated record. Gene Ontology annotation, molecular function: transmembrane transporter activity. Gene Ontology annotation, biological process: transmembrane transport; monoatomic anion transport.